This is a messenger RNA of Thermothelomyces thermophilus ATCC 42464, 2727 nucleotides long. RefSeq lists its product as uncharacterized. Gene Ontology annotation, cellular component: cytosol. The record is from RefSeq and is a predicted model, not a curated record. Bases 357 to 2516 code for a protein of 719 amino acids. Lineage: Eukaryota; Fungi; Ascomycota; Sordariomycetes; Sordariales; Chaetomiaceae. The transcript has 5 exons. Gene Ontology annotation, molecular function: acetoacetate-CoA ligase activity. Gene Ontology annotation, biological process: lipid metabolic process.
ACAUUGUGCUCCCCUGUUUCUGUUAGCUUGUUAGUGGUGAGUGCAGGAAACUCCGAAACUAAUUACCGGUGAGUUUACGUGCCUGCCUCGGCUCGGCCAAGUUAGCAAUCGCACCCUUGUGCUCUUUCCAAAUUGUCUCUCCCCCUUUGGCCGGCAAUUGCAGCAAUUCGCUUCUCUUCUCUUUUACUCGAUUCAAUCCAGUCCAAUCCGAUAGCACUGCGCACCUAGUCAAGAUUCGGCAACGGCGACUUGCAAAUUCCAAAGCGGUCUGAACCGGGGCGGAGCAGUGUUGUAAUUAGACGCUUCCCUAGCUCUAUUUCGGAUCGGGACCUGGAAAGAUCCAAUCCGACGCGGACAUGGCGAGCGUUGAACAGGAAGCGGCAUCAGUGCCGCGGAAGCUAUGGGAGCACCCCGACCCGAAGUCCACGCCCAUGUACCGUUUCAUGCAGGAGAUCAACAGCAAGGAGAAUCGCCAGCUCAAGACAUUUCGUGAGCUCUACGCCUACUCACUGGCCCACCGCACCUCCUUCUGGUCGCACGUCUUCCGUUCCGCCAACCUCAUAUAUGAGGGCUCCAACUCAGUCGUGGUCGACGAGUCGGCACCCAUCGACGCUGUCCCGCGCUGGUUCGAGGGCGUCCGCCUCAACUUUGCCGAGAAUGCCCUCUUCUCUUCUGCUUCCCCGGCGCCUCCUGACGACGGCGGCGGCGACCAGGCGGCGCGGCGAAGCCUGAGGCACAAGGAGGACGACAAGGUCGCCAUCACCGAGGUGCGCGAGGGCGGCUCCGAGGUGCGCAGCGUCACGUACGGCGAGCUCCGCCGCCGCGCCGGCGAAAUGGCCCGCGCCAUGCGCGCCCACGGCGUCGGCCGCGGCGACCGCGUCGUCAUCGUCGGCGCCAACAGCGUCGAGACGCUCGUCGUCUUCCUCGCCACCGCCUGGCUCGGCGCCGUCUUCAGCAGCAGCUCCACCGACAUGGGCGUCAAGGGCAUCCUGCAGCGGACGGUGCAGGUUAACCCAAAGCUGCUGUUCAUGGACGAUGCGGCGCUGUACAACGGCAAAGUGGUCGACCUGAGGGACAAGAUGGCCGAGGUGGUUAAAGGCUUGAGCGAGUGCUCCAAUUUCGAGGGCGUCGUGUCUAUCCGGAGGUUCGAGCAGGCCCGGGACAUCUCGCGCGUCCCCAAGGCCCGGACGUGGGCGUCCUUCCUGGCUGCCGCUAACAGGAACGCCCCGCUGCCCGAGUUCGUCCGCAUCCCCUUCCACGAGCCCUUCCUCAUCUGCUACUCGUCCGGCACUACGGGCAUUCCCAAGGCCAUCGUCCACUCGGUCGGCGGCAUCCUGAUCAACACGUACAAGGAGGGCGUCCUGCACGAGGGCCUGGGCCCAGACAGCGUCACGCUGCAGUAUACAACGACGGGAUGGAUCAUGUACCUGGCCAGCUGCAACGUCAUCAUCUACGGCGGACGCACCAUCUUGUACGACGGCUCGCCCUUCCAGCCGGAUGCCACCAUCCUGAUCCGCAUCGCCGCCGAGCAGAAGGCCACCAAGCUGGGCAUCAGUCCGCGCUGGAUGUUGGAGGUGGCCAAGUCGGGCCUCCGCCCGCGCGAGUUGGCCGACCUCUCGAGCCUCCGGACCGUCACCAGCACCGGCAUGGUCCUCUCGGACGAGCUCUUCCGGUGGUUCUACGACGUCGGCUUCCCGCCCCACGUGCACCUGGCCAACAUCUCGGGCGGCACCGACAUCGCCGGCUGCUUCGGCAUCAUGAACCCGCUCGAGCCCGUCUAUGUGGGCGGCACCCAGGGCCCCUCGCUCGGCGUGCAUGUCGCCAUCUAUGACUCGCUGCUGCCGGACGGCGCCGAGGGCAAGGAGGUGCCCCCCGGCACCCCCGGCGAGCUGGUCGCCGUUGCUCCCUUCCCCAACGUCCCCUGCUUCCUCUGGGGUGACAAGCAAGUUCCCGGCGGCGGCGGCCCGGCCGCGCCGGGGACCAAGUACCACUCCUCCUACUUUGCCCGAUUCCCGCACGUCUGGGCUCACGGCGACUUCUGCGUGAUGCACCCCGUCACGGGCAACAUCACGUUCCUGGGCCGCGCCGACGGCGUGCUGAACCCGUCGGGCGUGCGCUUCGGCUCGGCCGAGAUCUACUCCGUCAUUGAGCGGCGCUUCUCCGACCGCGUGCAGGACUCGCUCUGCGUCGGGCAGCGAAGGCCCCAGGACAGCGACGAGUCCGUCAUGCUAUUCCUGCUCAUGAAGCCCGGCGCCAAAUUCGACCGCGCCCUGGCCAACGAGAUCCGCCAGGCCAUCGCGGCCGACCUGAGCAAGCGCCACGUGCCCAAGUACAUCUUUCCCACGCCAGAGAUCCCGACGACCGUCAACCUCAAAAAGGUCGAGCUCCCCGUCAAGCAGAUCGUGUCCGGGCGCAUCAUCAAGCCCAGCGGCACGCUGGCCAACCCGAAGAGUCUCGACUAUUACUACCAGUUUGCCAAAGUGGAGGAGCUCGUUGGACCCAAGGAGAAGCUCUAGAUAAUAGAUAACAUCAGAAGAAAGAAAACUCGCCGCCGCCGACGAGGACGUUUAGGAUAUCUUCUCACCUUAGUACAAGAUAUCAGGAUUUGCUUGGUUCGGCCGUCUUGUCCGCCCGCCCCGAUAAUCAAGCGUACCAUGGCGGUCACCAAACAAACCAGUCUAUCCAUACCGAUCAACUGCUGUUGCUGUUGGUGUUGUUGUUCUCUUC